AUGAAGGCGAACAUGGACGCUGCCAGGGCCAUCGAGUUGGACCCGACAAACGGCAAGGCCUACUACCGGCGAGGCUGCGCUACGCUUGGCAUGGCUCCGAGUGCCAGCCGAGCCAAAGAGGCCAUAGCCGCCUUGGAAACGGCUUUGUCAGGCAGAGCAUCUGGCGGAAAGGAUGGCAUCAUCCUUCCGAAUGCCAUGAGACAUGAGGUGUCAAGCCUCCUGGACUAUGCCAAACGACGGCUUGACGCUUGCACAGAGGCAGCGGUGCCCGACGUCGAAAGUUGCCGCGAAAAUUGUCGGCAGCAAUGA
Symbiodinium pilosum is the source of this 309-nucleotide messenger RNA. The record is from the annotation of a GenBank genome assembly. Lineage: Eukaryota; Dinophyceae; Suessiales; Symbiodiniaceae.